CACAGCUGUUGUUGCUUUAGCUUCACACGUAAAACAUAUGGUGUCUAGCAGAAUAUGGACGUUAGCCGAGCUUUUUGUUUUCCUGUGAAAGUUUGUUUGAGUUCCAGCAGUUGUCAUCCAUCUGAGUCUCUGUAUGUCAGGAUUGACCUGUCUGAAGGGACUGUGUGCUCUUAACAUUCACGGUAGCCUACAAAGCUAAUAAAGUUAGCUUAGCCUGCUAGAAAUAACAGUGUUUUCACGGCCUGUGUGUGGAGGAAAAGUUGCUGUGAGUUAGUAAACAUGUGCAAAGUCCGAAUACUGAGAGAGUUGGUGAAGCAGCGACUCACUGCGGCUGCUGAAGAGAUAUGUGUUCUGUUUGAAAGAACGAUAGCAGAGUACGAGGAGGAACUGUCUCGUGCGAAAGGAGAGAACGAGCGACAACGGAAACUCCUGCACGCUCACGCUGCGUUUCAGCCUCAGCUUCGGUUACAUAGAGCAGAUGUCCAGCAGCUGUUGGUGGUUAAAGAAAACGUUCCCCCUGAGCAGGAGUGGAGCUCUACCAUGGAUCAGGAAGACCAACAGACCCCCACAAACAUUAAAGAGGAACAGGAGGAACUCUGGAGUAGUCAGGAGGGAGAGCAGCUUCAAGUGCUGGAGGAGGCUGAUAUAACAUUGACUCUUGCCCCUGUGAAAAGUGAAGAUGAUGAAGAGAAACCUCAAUCCUCAGAUCUUAAUCAAAGACCAACUGAUCAAAUAACAACAGAAGCUGAUGGAGAAGACUGUGGAGAACCAGAACCAGCCAGCAACUUGGAUCCAGACAGACAUUUACAAUCCGAUACUGAGGACAACACUGGAGACUCUUCUGAAUCUGACACUGAAGACAGUGCUGAUUGGAAUGAGACCAGAAAAUCUCAGUCGGGUUCAAACUCUCUGAAAAAAGAUCGAGGUUCUGUCAAUGACUCAAGAAGUAGUGCUGUAGAGAAAAAAUUUCUCUGCUCUGAGUGUGGGAAAAGAUUUGGCCACAGGACAAAUCUGAGGACACACAUGAUGACUCAUACGGGAGAGAAACCAUUCAGUUGCUUAGUUUGUAAAAAAUCUUUUACAGUGAGUUACAGGUUACAACACCACAUGAGAAUCCACACGGGAGAGAAACCUUACAGCUGCUUAGUUUGUAAGAAAACUUUUAGACUAAAUGGUAAUUUAUACACACACAUGAAAGUCCACAAAGCUAAUGAUCAAGCCUCUGUCAGUGGUUCAAAGGGUAGUGCUGUUGAGCAGCCAUUUGCGUGUGUCGUGUGUAGGAAAAGAUUUAGCAGCAAGAAAAGCAUGAACAGACACUCGCUGACUCACACAGGUGAAAAGGCAUUCAGCUGCUCAGUUUGUGACAAAGGUUUUUCACAAAAAGGAGAUUUGAAUAUUCACGUGAAAACUCACACAGGAGAGAAGCCUUUCAGCUGCUCAGUUUGUAACAAAAACUUUUUGCGAAAGGGACACCUAAAACGACAUGCGAUGACUCAUACUGGAGAAACACCAUUCAGCUGCACAGUCUGCGAGAAAUCCUUUACACGGAGUGAUUAUUUAAAGGAACACAUGAAUACCCACACGGGAGAAAAACCAUUCAGCUGUUCAGUGUGUAGGACAUCUUUCAAGCUGAGUAGUAAUCUAAAAAAACACGCAAGAAUCCACACAGGAAAGAAACCCUUCAGUUGCUCUGUUUGUAAGAAAUCUUUUAUAUUAGGUGAUCUUUUAAAAAGACACAUGAGAACUCACACAGGGGAGAAACCAUUCAAAUGCUGUGUUUGUAAUAAAACAUUUGCCUGGGCUCAUCAGGUCAAAAAACAUAAAUGUAAGGGUCCUCAAUCCUCACAGCUUAAUCAGACUUUAACUGAGGAGGAAAGAGAGGCAGAGCCAGUUUCUGGAGACACUUCAGGGGUUCCCACGGCCAUGGGAGACUUGGAAAAUCUUGGAAAUAGUCCUUGAGUGCCCUCCUCAAAUCAAACUACUUGAAUCAGCAACUGGUUACAUGGUGAUAUCUGUGUCCGGCUGAUUAAUCCUUUUAUCGCUAUUCUGUUUCACUUUCAUGUAUGAGCACCAUGGGUAACACUCCCAAUUUAGAAGAAAAGAUAUCUGUAAAUAAUAUGAUCUUGUAUAAAUGAUGCUUCCAUAUUUUAUGUGCGGUAAGUCCUGUAAAUAUUGCGUCUGUACGUGGAGUGCAGCCUGUUUCAAUCAGGAGCACCACACAAAGUUGGCCUGGAUUUUAUUUUUCUCCCUGUGGGUAAUAUUUGUAUUCCCCCGCUCUUUUAACACUAGAACCGCCAACGGGUGUUUCUUGAUUGUCUGUAACUUUGUUUCAAAAAAAUAUUCAAGUCUCCCAGUCCGUGACUUUUCCUGAAAGUGUGCUAUGUAACACCCUCUGCUUUUAACAAUUGUCAAUAUCAAGACAUAUCGAAAGAAAUGGCUAUUUAUACCUAUCACCUCUAGCAGGUAAUAUUUACCUCGAUAGAAAAUGCAGUGGUUUUCGCGCUAUUUAUUUCGCGCGUAAUGAUAAACAUGAGGUGUUGCUAUAGCAACGCAUAUUGUGUGCUGCUGUUCCUUAUAGAGCCGGUUAUAUUUUGAAGGCAGACUUUUAAAAUGGACAAAAGAAAGAGACUGAUGAAUGUACAGGAGGCAUUAGCACUGCUAAACCGUCUGAGUGAGGAUGAGUCUGAUGGUGGGGAGGCGUCAGGACUGAGUGAUGUGUCCUGGGUUUGUUCUGCUGCUGACGGGUGACAGCGAUCCAGAGCCUCCGCGGAAAGUGAAGCCGUCCAAAUGCCUGGGUGCUUUUUUUCUUAAAUAAGGAUGAUCUAUUGACUACGAUGGUAGUUGGAAUUACUGAAGUGGAUAUGAACAUAAUCAGAGAUUAAAAUGGUUGCUCUAUCAUUUUCAGACAUUAAUUAAUAUUAGAGUAUACUGAAAUAUAUAUUGCUGUCAGUUGAGUUUACAUACAGUUUAGAAAUGUUAAUGUAAAUUGUAUUAUAGGUCCUUUUAAAAGCCAUGGAAAGGUAAGGAGAACUUCUGUCGGAUUUAAAAUAUCUGAAAAAUUAUGAAGUCAAUGUCAGUUCAAAACAAUGCUGGGGAGAAACCAUUUAGCUGUGUGGUGUAUUAAAUCUGUUCAUAUACAGUUAGUUACUCUCUGAGGUCAUAGAGAGGGCAGAGAGUGAUGUGGUACAACAGGAUGUUGUAGAACAAACCUCUGGACUAUGUCAGAAGGCCUCCAGGGAUGAGUAAGAAAAAGACCAACGUAUAUCUCACCUUAUUUGGGUACGCGCAAGACAUGGUGUACGAACGUAUAGCUAGAUCACCUUAUUUGGGUACACAUUCUUAUAGAACAUUGCAUUUGGUCACACACCCACAUUUCUCCUAUAAAAUGCACAAAGACUGUUCGGGGGACUUCCACAAUUGGCUCUGGGAACCCCGCAUCGCCCGUGUUGGUGUCUGAUACUAUGCUGUUGUAAUAAACCUUAUUAUUUACAA
Messenger RNA from Eleginops maclovinus (Patagonian blennie), 3492 nucleotides. RefSeq names its product gastrula zinc finger protein XlCGF57.1-like. Gene Ontology annotation, cellular component: nucleus. The coding region runs from base 280 to 1959 and encodes 559 amino acids. Gene Ontology annotation, molecular function: RNA polymerase II transcription regulatory region sequence-specific DNA binding; DNA-binding transcription factor activity, RNA polymerase II-specific. Gene Ontology annotation, biological process: embryo development; urogenital system development; regulation of transcription by RNA polymerase II. Lineage: Eukaryota; Metazoa; Chordata; Actinopteri; Perciformes; Eleginopidae. The transcript is spliced from 2 exons. The record is from RefSeq and is a predicted model, not a curated record.